AUGGCGCCCAGCAGCGCGGCCCCGCCCCUCACGCGCCCUCCCCACCAUGGCGGCCGCCGCAGCCCCGCCCUUUCCCCUGACCUGCCCAUGAUGGCGGCGCUCGGUCACAGCAGUCCCGACAUGGCGGGCGGCGCGCAGGCGGGCCCGGAGCCUGCCCGUGUAGUGGAGGCGCUGGAGCUGCUGCUCGGGCCGCCCAGUAAUGGCGACAACGCUGCCGAGCCCGGCCCGGAGACCGCUCUGUGCCCGGAGACGCUGCGCAGGAACGCGGCGGCGCUGGAGGAGCGGCUGUCAGGGGCAGCGGGCUGGGCCGCGCUUCGCGAGCUUAGGGCGGCCGUGCUGUCCCGGGCGCCCGCGCUGGCGGCCGGGGUGGCGAGCACGGAGCCGGGCUGGGCGGCGGCCUGCGGGCUGCUGGCGCUGCUUCUGUGCCUCAAGGAGCGCCUGGCCGCGCUCGCCGCUUCCCCCUCCGCCACCCCCGCCGCUCCCGGGGCGCCGCCGCCGCCCGGCGCCGAUACGCUAAGCGUGGGGCAGGAGCGGGCGGUGCGGCGGGCGGUGCGGGCCGCCGUGGGGCUGGGGCUGCUGCCGCACCUGCCUUCGGAGCUGGGGCCGGGGCCGGGGCCGGGGCCGGGGCUGGGGCCGCCGCCCAGCACUCGCGGGAUCCGGUUGUUCGCCGUUGUGGCCGCGCUGGUCGAGCUGGCCCGGCUGCCGGCCCUGGGCGCCCCGCUGCUCGCCCGGCACCUCCGUCUGCUUCUGUUCGGGCUCUGCGGGCUGGGACACGGCCCCGCCGCCCUGUGCCAGGGUAUUUCGGAAGCAGAGCGAGCGCAGUGCCGGGAAGCCCUGAGGGAUAUCCUGGACCGUGUUUACCAGCCGCUGGCGGUGCAGGAGCUGCUCGUCCUGCAGGGACAGCCUAAGCAGAGGUCUCUGGGUGCCAGGGCAGCUCCAGCCUGGCUGCGGCGGCUCUGUGGGCACCUGCUCUCCGAGAGGCUGCUGAGGCCUGGCGGGGUGCAGGCCGUGGUUCGGGGUAUCUUGGAGGGCACAGACGGUGGUGCUAGUGCUGAAGCAGCAGCUUUGGACUGGAGAAAGUGUGAUGCAGUUGGGAAGAUCCUGGCUGCCUGCCCACAGCAGUGCCUGUCCCUCGAGGACUACUACAGACAGGUGUGCCCCCAGAUUCUGGACUUGCUGCACAUCCAGGACAAAGUGGCAGCACGGCAGUUCCAGCGUGUGGCCACCACCACGCUGCUCACCAUGGCCAGGGAGCAGCCACAGCUGGCAGAGAAGCACCUGCUCCAGCCCCUGCUGGCACCGCUCCGUCGCUGCUCCGAGGCUGCAGAGCUGGCACUGGAGGAUCUGACAGCAGGGGCUGUGCUGGUGCCAGAGGCAGAGCUGGGCAGCUGUGUGGAAGAUGUGCUCAAGGUGUAUGUGGUUGGGAAUGACAGCUCGAGCCUGCUGCUGGGAUCCUUACAGUCAGUCCUGGGAGUGGUUUUUUCCCUCUAUUCCUUCGCCAAGCAGAAUGUGUCAUACUUACGCUCCCCGUGCCAGGACAUCCUGCUGUGGUUCCUGGAGAAGGCAGAACGGGAGCAGUCCCUGGCUGUGCUGAAAGGCCUGGCCAGGCUGAGCAGCCACGUGCCCACCCUUCACCCUCAGUGCCAGCUCCGUGUGGGCAGCGAGGGCGGUGCUGCCAUUGUCCUGGAGGAAGCCACCAGCGAUGAAGAUGAAGCCCUGUACCAGAAGAUCUCCUUGGAGCAGUGCCAUGUAGAGAGCUUGGUGGAGCUCCUGUCCCACUGCCAGAAGAGUGGUCUGGCUGGAGACUUCUUCAUCCACUGCCUGAAGGAGCUGACUCAGGUGGCUGCGGAGGAUGAGGCAGCUCCAAACCCAGCUGUGCAGCCUGCAGGGAGUUUGUUGGAGCUGGAGCAGUCCCAGGCCAGGCAGGGGAGGAAGCUGCUGGUCCUGCAGCUCGUGGCUGCGCUGUGUGAGGGCGUCUCCGACACCGUGUUCACUGACAUUGUGCAGGUGCAGGAGUUCCUGGCAGCCGUGCUGCACCGAGCCUGUGCCCACCCUGCGCAGGGCCCCGGCGCAGCGGCCGAGGCUCAGACCCUCGCCAUGGCCAUGGGGCUCGUGGCCGCCGUGCUCGGCGGGGCCGUCCAGCUCAAAUCCAGCGAUUUUGCGGUGCUGAAGCGGCUGGUGCCGCUGCUGGAGGAGCUGUCCCGCACCUACCCCGACCCCCUGACCCAGGAGCUGGCCUCGGACCUGCGCAUCGCCAUCUGCACCCACGGCGCCUGCUCCCCUGGCACGGUGGGCUCUGCUGCCGACAGCGUGCUGGGCAGGAAGCCUGGCAUGGCAGAGCUGCUGGUGUCAGCCUACGACCCCCAGCCCCCCAGCCGGGCAGCUGCCCUGCGCCACCUCGCCAGCCUCGUCACCCAGCGGGAUCCAGAGGCACUUCGGCUUCAGGAGAAGCUACUGCAGGUGUUUCUGGAGAAUGUGCAGCACGAGGAUGCCUUUGUCUACCUCUCAGCUAUCCAAGGCAUUGCCCUGCUCUCCAGUGAGUAUCCAGAGCGGAUUCUGCCCGUCCUGCUGGCACAGUACGAGCGCCCAGCACAGGGCACGGAGGAUGCCAUGGCUGCUGUCACCAGGAUGAAGCUGGGCGAGGUGCUGAUGCGUGUCACCCGGGCGCUGGGGGACAUGGUGUUCCAGCACCGGGAGCCGCUGAUUCGGGCCUUCCUGCGAGGUGCCCGGGAUCCCGACAGUGCCCUGAGGGCCAGCAGCCUCUCCAACCUGGGCGAGCUCUGCCAGCACCUCGGCUUCCAGCUGGGAUCCAUCAUCCAGGAGGUCACCUGCUGUGUGACGGCCAUAGCUCGGACAGACCCUGAGGCUGAAGUGCGAAGAGCCGCUGUGCACGUGGUGGUGGUGCUGCUACGAGGGCUGAGUGAGAAGGUCACUGAGGUGCUGCAGGACGUGCUGCGGGACCUGUACCGCCUGCUGAAGCACGUGGUGACGGCCGAGCGCGACGCCGCGACGGUGCUGCACGCACAGCUGGCCCUGGAGGAGCUGGACACCGCCGUGAGGAGGGUCCUGUUCCCCCCACAGACGCUGGAGAAGAAGAUCGUGGUGCUGCCAUAGUGGGGCUGAGCCCGUGGAAAUGAACUGUUCCUGCUCAGGGCUGGUGGCUCCCCGAGGGAAGGGCUCGCUGUGCCCUCCAGGAUGCUGCUGGCGGUGUCGGAUGGUGGGGGGGAAACCUCGCUGGAACGAGGUGUGGGAUUAAACAGAGACAUCUCAGCCCUGUGUCUGUGAUGUCUGUGAGGCCACGU
This is a messenger RNA of Sturnus vulgaris (Common starling), 3302 nucleotides long. Lineage: Eukaryota; Metazoa; Chordata; Aves; Passeriformes; Sturnidae. The record is from RefSeq and is a predicted model, not a curated record.